This is a messenger RNA of Misgurnus anguillicaudatus (oriental weatherfish), 1207 nucleotides long. Lineage: Eukaryota; Metazoa; Chordata; Actinopteri; Cypriniformes; Cobitidae. The record is from RefSeq and is a predicted model, not a curated record.
CUUCCAAACAGGCCUGACUUUCUCCUUUGGGAAAGUUUGGAAGGAAGUUCACUUCAGCUCGUCUGGCUCGUUUUAUGUUGAAGUGUGGGUGCUCUUUGUCAGGGUUAUUUUUUCUCCUUUCACCUGCAUUGACAGACACUUCUAAACAUCCAGAUCUUGACAGCUUGGCACAUUAAUCCCCCAUCUUAAAGGGUUAGAUCAGGAUUUUAGACAUGAAUCUCUAUAGCUUCCCCAUAAGCAGUGUGGUGCAUUGACCAUGACUUACCCGCGACAGCGUCCUGUGAGCCGAGCUCCGGUCCAGUUUUUGUCAAGAUUAAAUUAGUCCGGCAAGUUUGCUGGGGUCACGGCAAUAAAGCUUUUUUCUUCUCAAAUCAACAUGUGUUCAAAAGAGUGAUAUAUUUGAAGCACAAAACUGCUGUCUAUGGAGAGGUCAGACCUCGUAAUGGCUUGGCACUAUUUUCUUCCCUGUCAUAUCACUGCGCGCUGCCGCUACCUACAGCCAGCUGGGAGCCGCGCACGUGUCACUUUGUUUACAACUCGUAAAGAGAACGAUAACAUGUCUGACUACAGCAGCGACGAUGACAACAUUGACUUCGACACACAGUCAAAAGGAUAUCUUUACGAACCUGAAUACACAGAUGACGAGUUACGCCAGAUGGAGUUAGAAAGGACAGAAAGAGAGAGGAUGGACAGAGAAGUUGAACAAGUUGAAGCUGGAGCCACAGCUGCUGCAGUGAGACAUCGAGUGGCCGACAAAUGGUGGUGUACUUGUUUUAAGUGUGAACUAAUGCAGACAGAAGUGGAGUCCUACUGCUGCCACGAAUUUGAUCUCAUCAUGCCACAGAUCCAAGACCUUUCUAUUGAUGAGGACGCCAGCGUACCAGCUUCGGUCUGCAUCACAAAUCACAAGGACUUUCCUGCAAUCCUGAAUGCUGGUGUCUUGCAGACCUUUUUCCACAUUCCGAAAAUUAACUGGAAGAAGCGUCCCAGGCCAGCAGGACCCAACGGUCAGUUGUCCUCAGAACAAUACAGGCUGGUUGCCUAUCGCAUCGUGAUGGAAUGGGCCCUGAAAGGAGAGAAGCUCGGCCCAGGCAACAGGAAAGUUCUUCCCUCCUGUGUAGUGGAGCUAAUAAGAAAAACAUACCCAUCACCAAAUGGACAAUAUGCAGGGUUCAAAGAAUCAGAGGACGCACUGCAAUUGUUUUAG